Syngnathus acus (greater pipefish) is the source of this 556-nucleotide messenger RNA. It is a transcript of the gene c21h18orf32, whose product is annotated as UPF0729 protein C18orf32 homolog. NCBI's taxonomy places the organism in Eukaryota, Metazoa, Chordata, Actinopteri, Syngnathiformes, Syngnathidae. Gene Ontology annotation, biological process: positive regulation of canonical NF-kappaB signal transduction. The record is from RefSeq and is a predicted model, not a curated record. The transcript is spliced from 3 exons. The coding region runs from base 124 to 357 and encodes 77 amino acids.
AGAUUAUGCGCAUGCGUGUGGACUUCCGAUUCCUGAACGUUCUCUUCGCUUGACCAAUUGACCAGUCUGUGUGAACCUGUUUGUGCUUUUAAUCUUCAAAAGGUUCCUAACUUAGGUCCAGCCAUGGUGUGCAUUCCCUGCAUUGUUAUCCCUGUUCUGUUGUGGGUCUACAAGAGGUUCCUUGAGCCCAUCCUCUAUCCUUUCAUCUCGCCCAUCAUCAAUACAUUCUGGACUAAAAAAGCAGUGCAAGAGUCUGGCUCAAAUGAGAAGUGCAACGGGACAUCCAAGGAGCCCGAACACAAUGGCGAGGUUACUGCCAAUGGAUCCACUGUGGCGAGCGAUAAGAAGACUGACUGAUCCUUCUAACUAGUGGUCACCACAUAAAACUUAAUUGUAAAUAUUUUUGGAUGUUGCAUUCCUAAUUUUACAGAUGACACUUAGUUUAUUAUUCAGUUUUGUCAACAUAUUGUUAAAUAUUUCAGCAAUUACCAUUUUUUAUCCACUUCAAAUGUGAUGUAAAAUUUAAUAAAGAAAUAAAUUAUGUAUAUUAAAAGAC